This is a messenger RNA of Talaromyces atroroseus, 1896 nucleotides long. RefSeq lists its product as hypothetical. Gene Ontology annotation, molecular function: RNA polymerase II C-terminal domain phosphoserine binding; DNA binding. Bases 1 to 1896 code for a protein of 631 amino acids. Gene Ontology annotation, cellular component: Cdc73/Paf1 complex. The transcript is spliced from 4 exons. Lineage: Eukaryota; Fungi; Ascomycota; Eurotiomycetes; Eurotiales; Trichocomaceae. The record is from RefSeq and is a predicted model, not a curated record.
AUGGCGAGUUUAGACGACGACCUGCUUGCCCUGGCGGGCGAUUCCUCUGACGAGGAGAAUGUCCCCCCGCAAACCAAACACGCCUCUGCCUCUCCUCAAUCCCCUGUCUCCGAGGACGUCAAAACUUCCCUCCCCGAAAAAUCAAAGGAUAUGGCUCGCAAAGGUGUCGCAAAGUCAGUCAAGGCUUCGAAGCCAACCAGGCGGCCAAGGAAGCAAAAGAGAGCGGAAUCUGACGAUGAAGGAGAACUGUCUGCAGCUGAAUCCCUCGCCUCAGAGCGCUCUGCCAGCAUGUCAGAGUCUGAACCCGACGACGCAAAUGUGCAAAUUGACGGCGAUGGACCCAUUUUCCCCUAUGAAAAACUCUACUACUCAGCCAACGACAAGAAAGAGAUUAUGAGUCUCCCGGAAAUCGAACGCGAACAAAUCCUGUCUGAGCGUUCCCAGCAAGUCGAUCGUCAUAACCAGGAUCUUGUUCUGCGUCGUCUUCUAGCUUCUCGCGAGCGUGAACAAGCACGCUCCGAAUCCAGAUCUAAACGCAAAGCUAGCAACGCCGAGUUAGAAGAAGGCCAGCGCAAGAGCUCCCGACAGAAGACAACAUUAGGAGGACGCCGAGUGGGUGAGACUUCCGAUGCAAUCGAGGCAUACAAGCGACAACGAGAGCAGAAAGGCAAGCGUGAUGAGCAACGUCGUCGAGAUGCGGACUCGAGACAAACCCGAGGUCGCAGCUCUUCUCAUGAAGAGGGUGCAUACUCAGAGACUGACGCAGAAGGCGAGAGCGAGAUUGAAUAUGAGGACAAAUUACGCCGCACUCCACCAAAGCAACCAGAUGUUCCCAAAGACGACCCUCCUGUCGAGUUGAAGGAUAUUCAACGAGUUCGUGUUGGCCGUACCAACUUUGCCAGCGUUUGUUUCCAUCCUACCUUCGUGCCAUCUCUCACCAAUUGCUUCACACGAGUUAACAUUGGUCCCAACCGGGAAACGGGUCAAAAUGAAUACCGUGUCUGCAUCAUUAAAGGAUUUAACAAAGGACGUCCAUAUGCGAUUGAAGGAGCAACCGGCCGUACCUAUGUUACAGACCAAUAUGCUGUUCUCGCUCAUGGAAAGGCUGAGCGCGAGUUCCCAUUCAUCCAAUGCUCAGACUCUCCCUUCACAGAGGCCGAGUUCAACCGUUGGCGCCAGACAAUGGUGGUUGAAGAUUGCAAGAUACCCACAAAAUCUAAGUUGACUGCCAAAGUCGUUGAUAUCAACAACCUUAUAAAUUACAAGUUCACUCGAGAGGAGCUCGAAGAGAAGUUGAAGAAGCAAGGAGCUGAUAAUGCAAACGAGAAACUUCUAAGGCGCUUUGAGCUGGAAAAGAAGUUGAACCAAGCUAUCGCAGAAGGAAAUGACGAUGAGGUGGCUGAUUUACAAGCACAACUUGCGAAGGAGACUACGUCGAAACUGGCAUUCAACGGAGCACACCAUAAAUCUCGCCCUGAGAAGCAGCAAACUCCCGAACAGCGGCUUGCCGAGCUUAAUCGUCGGAAUCAGAAACUUAAUAGUGAAAAUGUUCGUCGUGCACAACUUGAAGAACGACGCUUGAACCGCAAGAAUGCAGCAGCUGUGGCUCGCGGAGAAGCCCCUGCUGAUCCUUUUGCUCGUGUGAGGACUCGUGCGAAGACCUAUCACGAUGUAAAUUCAGGCCCACAGGCGACGCCCAAUAAAGAUGGCUCUGCAGAUCUGGAAAAUGGCACACCAGCUACGACGACCGAAUCUCCUGCCACACCUCAACUUAGCAGUACACCUUCGAAAAGCCAAUCUAAACCAAAAGGAAUUGCCGUCAUUCGUCAUCGGAAUAUGGAUGAUGAUAACAUUGCUGCUCUGGAUCUAGACUUAGAUAUCGAUCUUGGCAUUUAA